AUCCAAACGUCUGACAUUGGGAACAGAAUGGUGGUUCACGUUUCCUGAGUGGAGGUGUUUCUCUUUUUGCUCAAUUUCUCCCUAAAAUAAGGUGCACAAUGAAAGUGAAGGUGAUUAGCAGGAAUCCCGAUGACUAUCUGCGGGAGACAAAGAAGGACAUUCACAAGAUGCCAAGGAAUUACGAUCCUUCCCUGCACCCUUUCGAGGCUCAGCGGGAGUACGUUCAAGCUCUGAAUGCCACGAAGCUCGAGAGGGUGUUUGCCAAACCCUUCCUGGGUUGUCUGGAUGGCCACAGAGACGGAGUGUGCUGCUUCUCAAAGCAUCCUCAGAGUCUCUCCUGCCUCGUCAGCGGGGGCUACGAUGGACAGAUUUGCGUCUGGGAUCUUCCUUCGAGGACAAACAUGAGGAAUUUCUACGGGCAUGAAGGCUUCGUCCAUGGGAUUGUCUACAUGCCAAACGGGGAGUCUUUCAUAUCUGUGGGCAAUGACAAGAGUGUAAAGUUCUGGAAGGGCGCAACGCCGGAAUUUGGCGAGGAAGAGGAGCCUUUUCACACCAUCCUGAGUCGCACAGUCCUUAUGGGCAUCAGCCAUCACAGAUCCCAGCCACAGUUCGCCACCUGCGGGGAAGUUUGCCAGAUCUGGGAUGAGACUCGGAAUGAGCCACUGAAGACUCUCAAGUGGGGCGUUGAUUCGCUGCACACGGUGGCCUUCAACGCCGUGGAAACUUCCCUUCUGGCCGCCUGUGCCAGUGACAGGAGCAUAAUUCUGUACGACCAGCGAGAGGCCAAGCCACUCCGCAAGGUGAUCAUGACAAUGCGUCCCAACAAGCUCGCCUGGAAUCCCAUGGAGGCCUUCACGUUCAGCGUGGCCAAUGAGGACUACAACUUGUACACCUUCGACACGAGGCGCCUGAAGAACCCUGUGAAGAUCCACAAGGGUCACGUGUCCGCUGUGAUGGACGUGGAUUACUCGCCGACGGGUCAGGAGAUCGUGUCCGGAAGCUACGACAAGACCAUCAGAAUUUUCAGCGUGUUCAAAAACUACUCUCGCGAUGUGUACCACACGAAGCGCAUGCAGCACAUAACGUGCAUCGGCUGGUCGCUGGACAGCAAGUACAUCUUCAGCGGAUCAGAUGAGAUGAACAUUCGGCUGUGGAAGGCGAGGGCCUCUGAGAAACUGGGCGCCAUGCGACCUCGAGAGAAGAUGGCCUUCAGACAGAAUGAAACCCUGAAGGAGAAGUUCAGCGCUCAUCCGCAAGUGAGGAGAAUUGCUCAGCAUCGUCAUGUGCCGAGCAAAAUCUACAAAGAUCAGAAGAAAUUGUCGGCCAUUCGGGAGAAGGAGGUGAAGAAAGAGUUGAACCGUAGAAAGCAUUCGAAAGCUAAGAAGCACAACGACAUCCCUGAGAAGAAGAAAGUUAUAAUUUCAGAGUCUAAAUAA
Messenger RNA from Phlebotomus argentipes, 1436 nucleotides. RefSeq names its product DDB1- and CUL4-associated factor 13. The record is from RefSeq and is a predicted model, not a curated record. Gene Ontology annotation, molecular function: protein binding. The coding region runs from base 99 to 1436 and encodes 445 amino acids. The transcript has 2 exons. Gene Ontology annotation, biological process: maturation of SSU-rRNA from tricistronic rRNA transcript (SSU-rRNA, 5.8S rRNA, LSU-rRNA). Gene Ontology annotation, cellular component: small-subunit processome; nucleolus. NCBI's taxonomy places the organism in Eukaryota, Metazoa, Arthropoda, Insecta, Diptera, Psychodidae.